GAUGGACAAUCAUGCACAAACUUCCUGGACCAAUAUGGCUUGCACCAUACGUUGGACUAUCUGUUUGGUGUCGAAAGUGAUGAAGAGAAGGAGGUUGUCAGAAUUGUUCACAAUAGCUUACAUGAAAUUCUGAAUUGGCUGAAUAAAGACAUUGAUACUCCAGCAAGCCUAUUGGCCUAUGCAGAGGAAAUUGAACUUAGACGCUUAGUAAUUACGCAUGGUAGUCUAGAGAGAUUACGUCGUGGGAUGGAUGUAGACUUGGAUGGGGAAUCAUUGUGUGAGAUUCAUGGCCACGUUCAACUGGAGGAAUGGUUGCACUUACCUGAUGAUUACUUUUUCUAUGACCUAAGACCUGUGGAACAAAACUUGAGUGCGGUAACAAGAAAUCGUGGUGGUGAUGUCAUCUCUUGGUUACAUGAAUUUGUCCAAGAGAUAGAGACUGAGGAAGAACGGUCUGACAUCUUGAAAUUCAUCACUGGUUCCCAUGCUGCAGCCUUUAGUAGAAGCAUCAGGAUCAAGGUUGUCAAUCCAUACGCAAACCUUCCUCACCCAUAUAAUCGAUAUGUGGGUUCAUAUACAUGCACCUCAACUCUAGAAAUAUGUAAUGUUACCAUAACAAUGAAAGAGAUAACUUUUUUAAGAGUUGAGGAGGGCAAUUUGGGAAUGUAG
Paraglomus brasilianum is the source of this 669-nucleotide messenger RNA. NCBI's taxonomy places the organism in Eukaryota, Fungi, Glomeromycota, Glomeromycetes, Paraglomerales, Paraglomeraceae. The record is from the annotation of a GenBank genome assembly.